AUGCCGACGACGGACCACAGCGACAAAGUUCUUGAUGAGUUUACCAAUGCGGACAAUGUCGCGUAUCAGCGUCAACUCAUCGCUGAUCUCGAGGCAGCCUACCGCACGACCCUCUCAAAGAGCUCGACGAGGUUUGAGAAAGAACGCGCAAACUCUGAGUCCGCCGCUGCUGAGACCACGGCCGUGAACGAAACACCUGUGAACGACACCUUCGUGGAGGAAAAGCCUGUGGAAAACCUGUGA
This is a messenger RNA of Penicillium manginii, 243 nucleotides long. RefSeq lists its product as uncharacterized. The record is from RefSeq and is a predicted model, not a curated record. Bases 1 to 243 code for a protein of 80 amino acids. Lineage: Eukaryota; Fungi; Ascomycota; Eurotiomycetes; Eurotiales; Aspergillaceae. The transcript is spliced from 3 exons.